Molecule: messenger RNA, 506 nt
Organism: Daktulosphaira vitifoliae (grape phylloxera)
Lineage: Eukaryota; Metazoa; Arthropoda; Insecta; Hemiptera; Phylloxeridae
Exons: 4
Coding region: 15-506 (163 amino acids)
Source: RefSeq, a predicted model, not a curated record
AUAAUCUUUUCAACAUGUCAUCAAAAGAGUUAUCGACUAAACGACUAAAUACAAAUAAUAAGAAAAACAAUAACAUUCACAAAGAGAGGACAAAGAAAAAAAUAGUUGAUCAGGUACAAAGUGACGGAAGAUUAAAAAUUUACAUAAAUCGUGAAAACGAGCUUCAAGCUCAGUGGCCAGAAAGAUGGGGAUUUUAUUCGAAGAAAAAUAUAGAAAAAAUGUGGAGUGAGGAAUCUAUCAAGUUGGGUUUGCCGAAAGAUUUUAUUGAUUACCGCAGAGAAAAACAGCGCAAACAGAAUACAAUUCAACCAUUGAUAAGUGUAGUUCCAUCACCCAUUACCAUACCUCAGACAUCAUCUGGUUUUAUUGGUUGGAGAUCAUCACAUUAUGAUUGUAACUUAGAGAUAUUUGGACGAAUGUUUACAAAUAGUAAACCUGAUCCUCGAAUGUUCAUUCCAGACAAUGAACCAGACCCAAGAUAUUAUCAUUUUAUUAUUUUAGGAUGA